AUGGAUUCUGAUCCAUACCGGCAGAGUACUAACUAUGUUGAUCUCCUUACGAGUCAACAUGGUGUCUUUGGUUCUUCAUCGCAAGUCCCUGUCUUUGGGACUGAAAGAGCUGAAGCUUCAAGCGUCCCUCAAGAUACUACCGCAGAGCGUAAGGAACGCAGGAUGUGGACGCCUGUAGAAGAUAUGGUGCUCAUCAGCUCCUGGCUUAACACAAGCAAGGAUCCAGUUGUGGGAAAUGAGCAACGUUCUGGGGCAUUCUGGAAUAGGAUCGCCACUUACUUUGCGGCAAGUCCCAAGAUUGCAGCCACUGAACAGCGAGAAUCAACUCAUUGCAAGCAGCGUUGGCACAAGAUCAAUGAUCAAGUCAACAAGUUCUGUGGGUCUUUUGAAGCAGCAACCAGAGAGAAGACAAGUGGGCAAAAUGAGAAUGAUGUUCUCAACAGAGCUCAUGAAAUCUUCUUCACCAACCACCGAAAAAAAUUUAUUCUUGAGCACGCUUGGAAGGAGCUCCGGAAUGAUCAAAAAUGGUGUGCCACUGCUACAUCUAAAAACGAAGGAAACACUAAAAGGAGGAAGUUAGAUGAGGGUUCACAGUCUGACAAUUCACACGCACCUCAAACAGCGACUGAGGAGGAGCGUCCCCCGGGUGUUAAGGCAGCAAAAGGGAAGAACAAGAAGAAUGCCAAGGGGGAGGAAACGCUGUCACAGUUUCAGACUAUGUGGGAAAUUAAACAAAAAGAUUUGGUCUCCAAGGACAGGAUAACAAAAAUGCGGUUACUUGACCGCUUACUUGCAAAGCAAGAACCCUUAGAUGAGGUCGAAAAUGAUCUAAGGAAAAAGCUCAUGUAUGAGUUGUUGUCUAACUAG
Molecule: messenger RNA, 867 nt
Organism: Brassica rapa (field mustard)
Lineage: Eukaryota; Viridiplantae; Streptophyta; Magnoliopsida; Brassicales; Brassicaceae
Product: glutathione S-transferase T3-like
Source: RefSeq, a predicted model, not a curated record